GAAGCGUUUCCGGGGGCGGGAGGCGCAGGCUGAGGCUGUCGCGGCGGGCGACGGCUUGAAGAGGCCUGGCGCUGGCGGCUGAGAGGGUGCCUCGGGCGGGGGACGUGAGGCGUGGAGCCCGUGGCAGAAGUCGAUGUGAUUUAAUUUGAAGCAAAACCAAGAAAUGAAUGUUUCUUCCUCAUUCAUUCAUACUGUUUUUUGAUGGCCAUGGCAUAAGGAACUUUAUCCCAGGAAUACAGCUUUACUUUAGUACUAAACAAGAUUUGUGAUGAAAUGGAGCCUGGAACAAACUCUUUUCGAGUCGAGUUUCCUGAUUUUUCUAGCACCAUUCUGCAGAAACUGAACCAGCAGCGCCAGCAAGGACAAUUAUGUGACGUCUCCAUUGUUGUUCAAGGCCACAUUUUCCGGGCACACAAAGCUGUUCUUGCUGCCAGUUCACCCUACUUUUGUGACCAAGUACUUCUGAAAAACAGCAGGAGAAUUGUUUUGCCUGAUGUGAUGAACCCAAGAGUGUUUGAGAACAUUCUCCUCUCUAGUUACACAGGACGCCUAGUAAUGCCUGCUCCAGAAAUCGUUAGUUACUUAACAGCAGCCAGCUUCCUCCAGAUGUGGCAUGUGGUGGACAAAUGCACUGAGGUUUUAGAGGGAAACCCUACAGUCCUUUGUCAGAAGCUAAAUCAUGGCAGUGACCACCAGUCUCCAAGCAGCAGUAGUUACAAUGGCCUGGUAGAGAGCUUUGAGUUGGGUUCUGGGAGCCACACUGAUUUCCCCAAAGCCCAAGAACUGAGAGAUGGUGAGAAUGAAGAGGAGAGCACCAAAGAUGAGCUGUCGUCUCAGCUCACGGAGCAUGAAUACCUGCCCAGCAACUCGUCGACGGAGCAUGACCGGCUGAGUACUGAAAUGGCAAGCCAGGAUGGGGAGGAGGGAGCCAGUGACAGCGCUGAGUUCCACUACACCCGGCCCAUGUAUAGCAAGCCUAGCAUAAUGGCUCACAAACGCUGGAUCCACGUGAAACCUGAGCGCUUGGAGCAGGCUUGCGAGGGCAUGGAUGUGCAUGCAGCCUACGAUGAGCACCAGGUCACCGAGUCCAUCAACACCAUGCAGACAGAGCACUCGGUGCAGACUUCGGGAGUGGAGGAGGACUUUCCCAUUGGGGAGAAGAAGGUGGAAGCAGAGUUUGACGAACAGGCUGAUGAAAGUAACUACGAUGAGCAGGUGGAUUUCUAUGGCUCUUCCAUGGAAGAAUUUUCUGGAGAGAGGUCAGAUGGGAAUCUCAUUGGGCAUAGACAGGAGGCUGCCCUUGCAGCAGGCUAUAGUGAGAAUAUUGAAAUGGUGACAGGGAUUAAAGAAGAAGCUUCCCACUUAGGAUUUUCAGCCACUGACAAGCUGUAUCCUUGUCAGUGUGGGAAAAGUUUCACUCACAAGAGUCAGAGAGAUCGACACAUGAGCAUGCACCUCGGUCUUCGGCCUUAUGGUUGUGGUGUCUGUGGUAAGAAAUUCAAAAUGAAGCACCAUCUCGUGGGCCACAUGAAAAUUCAUACAGGCAUUAAGCCGUAUGAGUGUAAUAUCUGUGCAAAGAGAUUUAUGUGGAGGGACAGUUUCCACAGGCAUGUGACUUCUUGUACCAAGUCCUACGAAGCUGCAAAGGCUGAGCAGAAUACAACUGAGGCUAACUAAAAAUAGGAUCUGGCCCUUGAGUGGCAUGCACAAAAAUAAACUAUGGUAAUUAAUGCAAAUCUGGGCACAGAUGAUGCGUGCUACUUGCUAUUAUGAGAGAGGCUUAAAAAAAAAAAAAAGGAAGAUAUUUCUGAAAGACCAGCUCUAAGUAGGCCAAUUAAAAAAUCUAAUUCUUCAACUUUGUAUGUUUCAAUCUUGGCCUGAAAUGGGCGAUGGGGAUAAGUUAACCCACUGCCCAGCUGGCAAGGGAAACCUUCAAGCCAGUAGUGUUUGAAGCAGGUGGACUUGGUAAUAGAGACACCUGUACUUGGAACUGGACUCCAGCCUACCAGUUCCAUUGCAGUGGCAGCAGUUUUUGAUCACUCAUUAUUACAAGGUCAUGUUGAAAUUUUAUUUUGCUUUAACUAUAGAUACUUAGGAAAUGUGGGUUUGUUUUGGUAGCUGCUUCACUGAAUGAAAUGCUACUUAUGUAAAAGCUACAUAUAAUGUGAUUCCUAGUAUGAGAAACUGAUUAACAGAGCUCUCUUUGGUUUCAUUCUUUCUAAAGAGUAUUUUAACUAAAACUAUGGAGAUCCUGAGAGGGUAACACUCUAAAACAAACAUUCUGAAACAACUUAUGGUACAAGCUUCAGUUUCUGUAAGAUGCGACUGUCACAAUGUUUCAAACUCUUAAUAAGGCACAGUUUUGUAUUUUAAUACUAACUUUGAGUUUGAAUUGUAUCUAAUUGUAAUUCUUUUGGGUGCCAGAGAUAGGUGUUUCUAAUUGGUUUGCUGCCCCAAAUCCUGUUUUUUAAAUGUAGCAUCCAGGCAGUGAAAUCUACUCCGGUUAAGAGACAUCUAGCCUGUUGUGACUCUUACCUCUGUGCCAGGUAGUACCCCAGUUGUUGCUCCAUCUUAGAUUAUGGUGCUUCCCAGCAAGGGCAGCCUGUGACCAUAUGUCACAGGAAGGAGGAGCAGAAGUCUUGGCUGAGUUACCUGUGAGCUCUAGGAGUUAACAGUGCUGCAUGGCACUCCUAUUGUCAGAGCGACAGUUGAGGAGAAGCAGAAUCUUACGAAUGAAAGGUUAAACAUGAGGGAAAAACACUGCACAAGAGGAGUCUUGAAAAUACACUGGUGGAAGAGGGGGAUACUCUCUUAGAAGGAUACACAGAGCUAAUGCUGCCAGUUUCUUUUGAGUGCAGCAAUGUGUGUCAAGAGGGGGAAGGAGUCCUAAUUUUAGCCAAAUAUUCUACAGGUUCAUUCUUCCAGGUUGCAGAUGAGUGCAUAAAUUGACAAGUCCACACAGCUAUAUCCAGCAACAAACAAGCAGCUAUUCUGAGACCUUUUCUGCCAGCUGGUCAGAUGUUUUAGGAUCAAAAGAAGGUGUAUACUCAGAAUGCUCCUAAGCUGUGUAAUGUACCUGAGGUUAUUAUCAGGGUAGGACAGGGUGCUACUAUUAUGUCAUCUUUCCAUAAACUUAACUGGUCUCUUAUUUCUAAGUAGAAUUUUUUUUCUUAAAAUAAAAAUAAUUUUUCUUGGAUUUGGGUGAAUUUUGUUUAAAAAGUUUGGUUUUGAUCUAACAUGGUAGACAUCGCUGGCAAUGGCCUCUGAUCCUCAAGCUCCUAACACAAAGAUGUUUACUCGUUGAGCAUUGUCUGGAAAGGGGAAAGAAAAUGCUUAUUUACCAGUUAAUUCUUGUAAUCAAGGUUACAAAACAGGGAUCUAUUCACUAACACUGUAUCAUUCUCGAUAUAUAAAAAGCACUUUGUAUUUAAAAUUUUAUUAUAAAUAUAAAUAUAUAUUGUUUUUUAACCUAGAAACUAGAUAUUACCUCUUGGUUGUUUGCCACCUUAAUAUCAUCUUCUCUUAGUGUUGAAACUGCCAGUUAGCAGGCCUUUUUCUGUGUACUGACGGAAUUGUGCAGAUGUGACUGUACAAUCAAGCUCAGUUGCUCCUUCUCUUUUUCUCAUGUUAGAGGCCAGUGAGUUUUAUAUGAUCCUAGCCUUUAUGUGUGAGGAGAAAUUGUUUUAUUGCUCCUACUAAUAUCCAUACUGAGUCAGUGAAGCCAUUCCAUUCUGCCGAAAGCUUGAUCACCACUCCUGUGGUAUUAGCAAGACAUUUUCUCCCCUUUGAGAAAGUUUGGUGUGCAUUUCCCAUUAAACAUUAUAUUGAACUGAGUAUUAGCACAUUUGGAGAGAAGGGUCUGAGAUGUAAAACUGAAAUAUACUGGGAAAAUCAUGACCCUUCAGUUCUGCUGAAUCAGCACCCUCAUCUUGAGUUGUGACAAAGAGCUUUUGUUCAGCCAGGAGUAUGGCCAGUCCCUGGGUGGCAGUUUGGAAGCAGACAGUUGUGCUAUGACUUAAUGUGUUUGAAGAGAGGAGUAUCUUAUUGAAAUCCUUAUAUGUACAUCAGCUGCUAAAUGUAGAACUUAAGGGGCUGGGGCUAUAGCUCAGUUGGUAGAGUACUUGCUUCACAUGCAUGAGGCCCUGGGUUCAAUCCCCAGUACCAAAAAAAAAAAAAAAUGUAGAACUUAAAUAAGGUCUUCACAUCUGCUAUUUGAAGUUUUUUGUGGUAGUUCAGGUUUUGGUAAAAAUGGGGGUUGCUUAUGGGUCAGCCAGGCCCUGUGAGUUGCUGGGUGUCAGUCUGGAUAUGGAACUGCAGUAUUGGUGGACUCUGCUUUGCAGGAUUAGGAGGUCAUGCUGCACUCCUGCCUCCCCGCCCUCAGUUUCUCCUUCAGCCCAGACACAGCUUUAGGAAAUCCUUAUCCUUCCAAAUGUGUUUGGAUAGUAACAUUUUCCAAACAGUCUUUCAGGGAUCAUUUGAUGGCCUAUAACCAAGGUAUUUGUCCCCUACUUUGAGUCUUAACUGUGGUUUUUCUCUCAUCCCAGUGGGAAAGGGCUUCAAGGCACCACCAGUGGCAUUUGAUAUUCUGCAAAGACUAGGCCUUUCACUCUAGACAAGACACAUUAUAGUAAUCUACUUGGUAAAGCAGAUAUCUAGCUAUGGAAGGACUGCAGUGACUCAGAUGCCAGGGCUUGCCCCCAGCCUCUCCUGAGCCUCAUACCAUUGAGUCCCAUUUCUAGAUCUUGCCUUCCCCAGUCUCUUUCGGCCCUUGUUUUAAAAGUCUACCCCAAAGGGUCCCCUUUAUUCUACUGGGCAUUUGUUGAACUACACUGACCUGGGCAGGCUGCUAACUAUUGGGAAAGCCUUGUGGCUCCUUCCCACAGAGACUGGCACACCCUGAGCUGCUGCAGAAGGGAAGUUAGGGGCAAGGUUGUGCUUUCCUUGAGAAGGGUGUGCUGCAGCCUCAGGUAGGGGUGGGGAAGGCAACUUCAGUAAAUCCACUCAUUUUUGUUCCUGUAAACUCUCUGAUACUUUAGGAAUGCCAGAAACCAAGGGAUGUGUUACGCUAGCCCCCUUCUGUGCCACUGACUUUUGUGAUUUAGGUUGCUUUCAUGAGUAACUAACUUUGUUCAGUGAAACCAGGGUUUGUUUGUUUGUGUUUUUUUCUUUUGCUACUCACAUAUUUAAAGGUACAAGUUUCUUAUUUCAGAUCUCUACUGAUUGUGCCCUAUGGGAAGAUGCUGGAACACAUUUUGGAAAUGUGACUUUUUUUUUUUUUUUUUUUUUAAUUUGCUUGAAGCCUGUGUCAUGUCAGUUGCUGCUGCCUUCUUUCCUUUUAUGGAGGUUCCCAAUGUUUCUUCCAGAAAAUUUAUUUAUGCAAGUCAGGUGACUCGUAGGCCACAAAACCAUUUAAUGAUAAGCAGAUUAUCAUUAGGUGCAUAUCUUAUUGGUAUUUGUGAAAUGUUAUGCCUGUGUUGCAAAAGUUGAAUAGUUUUGUCUUUAUAUAAUUGCUGUCUUUGGUGCACAGCAUGGUUUUUCUUAAUUGAAUGUUACUGUUUAAUAUUUCUUCUUAUAGAAGAGACCAUGCCCUUUUGUAUGACAUGUUUUAAUAAAUGUUAUCUGUCAAUUUUGUAAAA
Marmota monax (woodchuck) is the source of this 5636-nucleotide messenger RNA. RefSeq names its product zinc finger and BTB domain containing 43 (gene Zbtb43). The record is from RefSeq and is a predicted model, not a curated record. Gene Ontology annotation, molecular function: RNA polymerase II cis-regulatory region sequence-specific DNA binding; protein binding; DNA-binding transcription factor activity, RNA polymerase II-specific. The transcript has 3 exons. Gene Ontology annotation, biological process: regulation of transcription by RNA polymerase II. Lineage: Eukaryota; Metazoa; Chordata; Mammalia; Rodentia; Sciuridae. Bases 274 to 1677 code for a protein of 467 amino acids.